AUGAUACUCACCGUAUCUACUACCUUCAUCAACAUUGUGAUUCUCACCUUCAUCGGCAUCAUGAGUCUCACCUUCAUCGACAUCAUGAUUCUCACCGUAUCUACUAACUUCAUUGAUAUCUUGAUUCCCACCGUAUCUACUACAUUCAUCAACAUCAUGAUUCUCACCGUAUCUACUACCUUCAUCGACAUCGUGAUUCUCACCUUCAUCGGCAUCAUAAUUCUCACCUUCAUCGGCAUCAUGAUUCUCACCGUAUCUACUAUCUUCAUCGACAUCAUGAUUCUCACCGUAUCUACUACCUUCAUCGACAUCAUGAUACUCACCGUAUCUACUACCUUCAUUGACAUCGUGAUUCUCACCUUCAUCGGCAUCAUGAUUCUCACCGUAUCUACUAUCUUCAUCGACAUCAUGAUUCUCACCGUAUCUACUACCUUCAUCGACAUCAUGAUACUCACCGUAUCUACUACCUUCAUUGACAUCGUGAUUCUCACCUUCAUCGGCAUCAUGAUUCUCACCGUAUCUACUAUCUUCAUCGACAUCAUGAUUCUCACCGUAUCUACUACCUUCAUCGACAUCAUGAUACUCACCGUAUCUACUACCUUCAUUGACAUCGUGAUUCUCACCUUCAUCGGCAUCAUGAUUCUCACCGUAUCUACUAUCUUCAACACAAGCCAUAAUAUAUAUUUUUAA
This is a messenger RNA of Pelobates cultripes (western spadefoot toad), 690 nucleotides long. The record is from the annotation of a GenBank genome assembly. NCBI's taxonomy places the organism in Eukaryota, Metazoa, Chordata, Amphibia, Anura, Pelobatidae.